AUGCGUUCUCACAUACUUCUCUGUUUAGCCGCUGCCGCUUAUCCGCUGCAGGCCGCACCCCUGGCGGAAAGGGACCUAUACCCCCGUCAAGCCACCAACUCCUGGGACCAGGGCGCCGUCCAAAAAUACCCUAUCCAUACUUCGUGCAACGUCACCGAACGGCGCAUGAUUGAGAGAGGCCUCAACGAUGCCAUCGCUUUGGCACAGCACGCGAAAGCCCAUGUUCUGCGAUUUGGCAACAGCUCUACCCUGUACCGCAAGUACUUCGGUGAUGCAGCUACCGGGGUCGUCAUCGGGAACUUUGACCGCAUAGUCAAUGCGGACAAGGCAAAAACUCUAUUUCGCUGUGAUGAUCCUGAUGGCAACUGCAAAAUUCCCACCUAUGGGGGACACUGGCGCGGCUCUAAUGCAACUGGGGAGACCGUCAUUUGCCCCCGGUCCUAUACCACACGUCUGUAUCUCGAAUACUUCUGCACAAGGGGCUAUACCGUUGCCAACUCGCCGCUCAAUACGUACUUUGGGACGGAUCUGCUACACCGUCUAUACCACCUCCCUGCGAUUGGAGAGGGCUAUAUCGACCACUUUUCGAAGUCCUACCAAGGUGUUCUAGACCUCGCCACCACGAACUCAUCUCUGUCUGUUCGUGACAGCGAUGCCCUCCAAUACUUUGCUGCCGACGCCUAUGGCUACGACAUCGCCAUUCCGGGGGUCGGAUGUGCUGGAGCUCCUUCCGCUACUCCGACCUCGAAACCCCCUGCAACAACUACUGCAGCUGUGCCGGCCGGUUGCCAUACACACGAAGGUGGUGUCAUUCACUGCCCUUGA
Molecule: messenger RNA, 825 nt
Organism: Ophidiomyces ophidiicola
Lineage: Eukaryota; Fungi; Ascomycota; Eurotiomycetes; Onygenales; Onygenaceae
Gene: PRA1
Product: Prenylated Rab acceptor protein 1
Exons: 3
Coding region: 1-825 (274 amino acids)
Cellular component (GO): cell surface; extracellular region; fungal-type cell wall
Molecular function (GO): metallopeptidase activity; zinc ion binding; integrin binding
Source: RefSeq, a predicted model, not a curated record